AUGGUGUCGGACGCUGCCAAGUACGAGGCGCAGGACAAGGACCAGCGCGAGCGCAUCGAGGCGAAGAACGGUCUUGAGAACUACGCCUUCUCGAUGAAGAACACCAUCAACGACCCCAACGUCGCCGGCAAGCUGGACGAGGCCGACAAGAGCGCCAUCAACAGCGCCGUGGAGGAGACGCUGCAGUGGCUCAACAACAACCAGGAGGCCAGCAAGGAGGAGUACGAGCACCGCCAGAAGGAGCUGGAGGGCACCUGCACGCCCAUCAUGACGAAGAUGUACCAGGGCAUGGGCGGCGGUGCUGGCGGCAUGCCCGGCGGUAUGCCCGGUGGCAUGCCUGGCGGCAUGGGCGGCGACAUGGGCGGUGCUGGCCCGUCGGCGUCGUCGGGGCCGAAGGUGGAGGAGGUUGACUGA
This is a messenger RNA of Trypanosoma grayi, 414 nucleotides long. RefSeq names its product putative heat shock protein (HSP70). The record is from RefSeq and is a predicted model, not a curated record. The transcript has a single exon. NCBI's taxonomy places the organism in Eukaryota, Euglenozoa, Kinetoplastea, Trypanosomatida, Trypanosomatidae. Bases 1 to 414 code for a protein of 137 amino acids. Gene Ontology annotation, molecular function: ATP-dependent protein folding chaperone; ATP binding.